AUGGAGAUGGGACAAGGAGAAGAGAAGAGCCCAGGAGUGCAUGCCUGGUCUACAGCUGAUUCGGCGACGGUCGUGACGGAGAGUCUGGCGCUGAGUUCGGUCAUCCCUCGUCCACAGAGUCCGGCGUCGCCGACACGAUCCCCUGCAGCGCGCUCCAGAGGCGACGAAGAAGGCCACGGAGAAGCCUUCGAUCCUCGAGACACGAGCGAAAGUAUCCCCAGCGAGGCUGGCACGAGGAGGGGAAUCCGUGCUAGCGAGACGAGGGCUCUGAAGGAACACCUACGCGGCGGGGCUGAGCGCCUGGGCUCGCCAGGUUGGUCUGUUGACGGCCUCGAGACGGAGGUUCCUGUCUUGGAGAGCCCAGGAUACGCCGAUCGGGGUGAAUCGCUAAUCGCCUUAAGUCAGCUUCUUCACCGGCGAGGAAAAGAGAGCGCGAAGAGAAUUAGUGUUGCUGGGAGACGCUUACCCCGCACGGAAAUGCCUUGGAGCCGAGACCGAAACAGAGAGAAAAAACUAUGCAACAAAGACGAAAGCCGCGCCGGAAGCAGCGAGAGCCAGAGACCCGCCGAGACCGAACACCACGCCAUGACUGUCUCCGAGCUGAGAGGUUUAGCCCUCUCAGUCGAGGAGCUGGAAGCAGCUGUUCAAGCCGUCGCCACGGGCACGUCCUCCAGGGCUUCAGGCCUUGUGUUUCAUUUCUCUCCAGCAGAAAGUGAAAGCGACCAACAGCCACAGCAGGGCAAAGUUUACCUAAAAGGCAACCAGAAAACAGGGGAAGUCAAUGGAGACGCAGCUGAACUCGUGGCAGAAGACAGAACCACGCGACGUAGCUGGACGCAACAGGCUACCCGUCUCGCGCCCGAGGCGGAUAGUCCGAUGGAUCCCGACGCCUGGAUGCCGUUCGAGUCUCCGAGGCUCGCGGCGGCGCCACCAGGCCCAGAGGCUUCAGGAGCCGCGUCGGGAGAGCGUUCGGCUGUCGCACGUCCCUCGUUUUCCGUGUGUGCCGUUUCGCUCCCCCGUUUGUCGAGACAGCCUUCAGUUCAGGCGGAGGCGCAGCCUACGGUCUCACCAGGCGUGCCGCCGUCCUCUGUUCCUUCGCGCUCUCAGUCACCGCCCAAGGAGCGCGCCGACUCGCGGCGUGACUCCCCCCGGAGGUGCGCCUGGCCUCGGUCUUGGUCGCCCCAGCCUGCAGUGCUGUCCAUUUCCUCUUCCCCAUCUCCGUCCGCGGAAGGCGGCGCCGGUGAAUGUGCCUCGACAAGCCAAAGGGCUCGCCCCGGCUCUGGCUACGUCUGGUCCAAGGGGUUUAGCUUGCCGCUGGGGAAACUGGGGCGGCAAAAGCUUCUUCGUCUGGUGCGGCGAAAGUAUCGGCUGGACCGCGCGUUCUGGGGCCCUCGUUUGCGGGAGCACGGCUUCGAAGUGACGCGUUUUCCUCGCCUGGGAGUCGAGCAGCUCUGGGCUGUCGCCCACCUGGUAGGCGUCUUCGACAACGCGUGCCAGAUUGCUCAGGAACACGCUUCCCGAUGUGCGGGCGAGGCGACGAAAUCCAGUUCUAGCUCUCAGCCGCUUCCCAUUUCCUCGUCGUUCUCCUCGUCGUCUCUGAGUUCGACUCAAAGCGGCUCCACGUGCCCGCCCAGUCUAGACGCACGCGCCGGCGGAGGUCGGACGAGACGGCGUGGGGACGAACCUGCCGCUUCCCCCUUGAGAGAGGGGGUGAGGGAACGCCUCGCUGCGGCGCCAGAAGAGAGCCCAGACAACCGUGAGAGCAGGCCUGCCCUCCGACCCCAGAGGGAAUGCCUCCAUGCAGCUGCCGGUGCUCACGCGUUCCUGGAUAGAGAAGCGGAGCCGGAGGACACAACUCUCACGGCUCGCAUCUCGCCAGAGGUCAGGCUGAUAGACAGGUUCGAGGCCUGCAGUGAAGAACGACUUUCGAAUGGAAGUCCACAACUGGGAUCCAUCCAGGCGCGCGCGAAAGAAGGCAAGCACUGUCGAGAGAGUCUCGGGCGCGCCUCAGACCUUACAUGCGGAACUGCUUGGCGCUGCGCGCGCGAAGAAGCGAUGAGAGACAGCGUCUCCUUAGACGGGAGAUGGGGACCAGCAGAUGAGCUUGUGAGAAUACACUCUGAGCGGGGCCGCGCCGCUGAUCUCCUUGACAAAGAGAAAGAAUUGGAACAAACUUAUCGGUCUGCUUGCACACUGUGGCGGAAAGUCCAAGAGUGCGUCACCCUCGUGCCUGAAACGGAGACAGAAGACGCGCCGGCAGCGUGCAACGAUCGCGCGCUUUCUCACCUGAGCGCAAGCAGUUCUUGUCAUUCGCCGAUUCCAUCGGCUCCGGCGAACGCUGGUAACAUCUUUGAAGCUGUAAGGCCCCGCGCCUCUGGUGCUCGCGAAGGCGACCGUAAUUGCAUUCUUCACAGGGAGCGGCAGCGACCGAGCGGAAAACAAGUGGAGAUACUUUGGGACGACGGCUUGCCAUCGUCGCACUCAGCCGAGUCGCCCUUUGUCUGGCCUUCUUUCCCCGCUGCCCUACGUCCAUCAUCAGGCACCGAGGAGGCGCCGCCGUCAUUCGUCUACCAUUGGGGAUCCCCAGAGUUUCAGAUUGCGGUUGCCCCGAAACGGCCUGCGGGCGCCUCGUCGCCCCCUCCAGGCCUUUCCUAUUUGUCCACGAGUUUGCUGCGUCAGUUUGUGCGCGCCAAGGGUCCCCGCCAUCCUUUUCCUUCUUCGCAUCAACGAGGAGAUGUCGAAGGGGAUCUCGACACUGCAUCGCCCUGCCCCUGGCGGCCUCUUGCACUCGACAGGGACGCAGCAACGCCUCAGGUGCACCGCGGCACGCAGAGAUGUGUGAGGGAUUGGGCGCGUCAUCGCUCGCCAGACGAAGCGGUUGAAGAGUUCUGUCGUCUCUUGGCGGAAACACAAAACGAGAAACAGCGCGUAAGCUCACGCAUGCCUGCCCAUCUCUCUCUCCUGCGGCCGCCUGUGAGCGACAACGAAAUCUCAGCAAGCAACCUCCGAGUGCCACACCCGCCGUGCGCCUCGGCGCCACAGAACUGGUCUGAAUGCGAACUCGCAGCUCAGUGGACAAGCGACACUGCCGCGUGCUCACCGCGCCAAACGCAGAGUCGGUUCGCGCCCAGUCUGUCUUUUUUCCCGACUACUCCAGCUUCUUCGUUCUGCCCGCGAGACGCGCCAGAGUGGACUCGCCCGGUCGAGCGCGCGCGCCUCCGAACAAACCAGCCGCACACGCCAGAAGACUGCGGAGCUGGAGAAGCGCACGAAGUCCGCAGAAGCUUGAAGCGCCUCGCCCUUCCUGAGAUCCGCCUCCAUCGGAGAAGGAGAGCGGACAUCCCCGGAAACCACGCGCCUGUACUGUCCAGUCACAGUCCGUUUGAUGCGCAUAAAGGCUUCGACAGCGACAGCCAGGCGGGGCACAGCGGGUUCGCCGUCGGUGCUAGCAAGAGACGGAGACUCGACCCCGAAACUGUCGCAUUCACAGGUCGGUCGCACCAGAGGAGACUGGAGAUUCUCGAGAGCCAAACGCGCUCUCUGCAACGGGAAGUCGCCAGCCUCAAAAUGCACCUGGCGAUGGCGAGAUAA
Molecule: messenger RNA, 3591 nt
Organism: Besnoitia besnoiti
Lineage: Eukaryota; Apicomplexa; Conoidasida; Eucoccidiorida; Sarcocystidae
Exons: 1
Coding region: 1-3591 (1196 amino acids)
Source: RefSeq, a predicted model, not a curated record